Eriocheir sinensis (Chinese mitten crab) is the source of this 7888-nucleotide messenger RNA. RefSeq names its product dnaJ homolog subfamily C member 16-like (gene l(3)80Fg). The coding region runs from base 212 to 2623 and encodes 803 amino acids. The record is from RefSeq and is a predicted model, not a curated record. Lineage: Eukaryota; Metazoa; Arthropoda; Malacostraca; Decapoda; Varunidae. The transcript is spliced from 17 exons.
AGACGCACCGCCGCAUUGAUCAGCUGGGAGGAGGAGGCGGCUCACAAAAUCCCCCACAAAAUUAAAACCCGGUCACUUUAACCACACAAACCUUGACAUAGACCACCAAACACCACCACACCACUAAAUAACACCCGCCAAGACACAUGGCCGGCCGGAGAUAGUGUUAAAUAAGGCGUGUGAGUGAGUGAGUAGGGGCCGUCCUGUCACCAUGAGGGGCGGGCUGCCGUGUUUCCUGUUUUUUGUGUUCCUGGUGUGUGUCUUAGCGAGGAUUAGAGACCCGUACAAGAUCAUAGGCGUGACCAGGAAGGCAGAGACCCAGGACAUCAAGAAGGCCUACAAGAAGCUGGCCAAGGAAUGGCAUCCUGACAAAAACCAGAGCCCUGAAGCCAGUGCAAAGUUCAUCGAGAUCAACCAAGCAUAUGAGCUGCUGAUGGACCCGGAGCGCCGUCGCCUCUUCGACACGACGGGCCAGACGGAGGAACAGCCCAACUUCCGCAAGACCCACGACUACUCCUCCUACGGCCGCUUCGACCCCUUCGACAACAUCUUCAGCAACUUCGGCGGGAACUUCCACUUCAACUUCAAGCACGGGGAGGGGACGAACAUUUACAAGAAGCAGUCGAUAACAUACAAGUCGUACCAAAACUCCAUCGUCCACCUGAGCAAGAAGCAGCCGUACCUCAUCCUCUUCUAUGCUGUGUGGUGUGUGGCCUGCGCGCACAUCGAACCCAUCUGGAGGAGACUCAACGAGGAGCUGGAGCCCAUCAACUUUGGGAUGGCCACUGUGCAUGCAGAGAGGGAGGUGGAGCUGGCCAAGAAGAUCGGGGUGAAGACAGUGCCGUACCUUGUGAUGCUCCUGGAUGGCCACCCAUACCACUACACGGAGCCCUCGGUCAGCAUGGUGUCCUCCCUGGACUUCAUCCGCAGCAAGUUCCCUCACAAACUGGUGCAGCGAAUCACGGAAGACACACUUGAGUCCUUUCUGGGCGGGUGGCUGGACAACAGGGUUAGAGUGCUGAUCUUCGGGCGACUGGACAUCAUACGACUGCGAUACCUCACGGUUGGGUGGGAGUUCAAGGAGAGAGCCGUCAUAGGGUACGUGCAGAUGGACCGGGCGGACACGGACAGCAUACGGGCGCGCUACAGUGUGUCGAACAAGGUGGACACGCUGCUGGUCUUCCACGAGGACAUGCACACGCCCGUUGCCUCUGUGGCCAUGACGGACCUGCCCUACCCCACCAUGAGGGACAUCAUCGAGGGGAAUAAGUUCCUCGUCCUUCCUCGACUCUCAUCGCAGGCUGUGUUUGAUGCGCUGUGCCCCGUGGAGUCAGUGCGGUCGCGGCGGCGUCUGUGUGUGGUGCUGGUGACUCAGAACGACCCCUCACAUGACCCGAGCCGAGCAGCGCUGCGGGAGUACGCCAUGAGUGACCAGGCGAGGGAGAGAGACCGAGUGCGCUACACCUACCUCUUCCGGGAGAAACAAGUGGAGUUCAUGAAUGCCUUGACCUCAGCGUCUGGGUCACCCAUCGAGACCAACCACCACAUUGUGAUCCUGUGGCGCAAGGACCAGAACCACCUCAAGUACGAGUGGCUGGAGGGCGGGUGGGAGGUGGAGCCGGAGAAGCAGAACGCAUCCCGGGAGUCCCUGAAGGCGGCCGUCCAGAGACUCCUGCACUCCAACCAGCCCAUGCCUUACGAGACUGUGGUCCAGGAGCUCUUUGACGAACAUGCGCAGGGGAUCGUCUGGCGGAUCAUCAACAAGCUGGUCUCGGUGCAGGACUAUCUGAGAGACAACGUGACGGAGGACGACCUACUUCCGGCGGUGUCUAUCUUGGUGACGGUGCUGUUCAUCGUGGCCGGCGGAUAUGUCAUGUCCUAUCUGGUGAAGUUGGAGGAGGAGCGCGUGGCCAAGUCCAACUUCACCUUCGUCGACCAGACCGGCAAGGUGACUGUCCAGCCGCAGUUGCGAGUCCAUGAGCUGCGUGGGGAGUCCUACAACGGGCUGGUGCGCAUGCUGAAGCCUGGCUGCCGCACGCUGGUCAUGCUGUGCGACUCCGAGAGCAAAUCCAAACUCAUGCCAAAGUUCCACACUGCUUGUUGGCCGUACAGGAAAAACAAGACGCUGAUGUUUGCCUUCCUGAACAUCGAGCGGGCAUCGGCGAUGGAGUGGUACAAGCGCAUCCUGGUGUUGGGGCUGCCUGAACCUCGGGACCUCAACAUCAACCCCAAGAACACCAUCGGCACCGUUAUUUCCCUCAACGGCCACAGGAAGUACUACUGUCUCUUCCACGCCAAGCACCCCGAGGGAGCCUUUGGGCUGCACCCCGCCCCAGGGACAGCUGAGAAAGAGGGGCUCCGUCGGAGGCACCCGCGCUCCGGCAUCAGCGGGGACUUCAUGGGGUUCAGCGACAACGAGUCAGAGUCUGAAGCGUCUGACCCUGAGGUGGGGAGCAAGAAGAAGGACUCUAUUGCUUCCGAUAGACCGCUUCUAAACUACUACAGCAACAUCCUGUUUGAGGAGCAGCUGCUGGAGGGGCUCAGCAACUGGAUGGACCGCCUCUUUGAAGGCACCACCGUGCGCUACCACAUCAACUACUGGCCGGACUGGCCGGGUAAGUAGUGGGUGAUGUGGGAGUAACUCAUCACGUACAUAAUAGAGGUCUUUUUGACCCCCGGCCCCGGCACAGGAAGAAGGAGAGACAAAGAUGAUGGUGACAAACAUGAUGCCAGAACAGCCAUGCUCAGGGGCCAAGUUUUUACUUACUUGAUAUCAUGAGUAUCCUUGUAUCAUGAGACUUAUCAAGUGUUUUGUGUUGCUGUUUAACUCAGUUACAUUAUUGUGUUCAGCAAUUAUCUAUUGUAAAGAGACACUUCAGGACACAGUCACAAGCCUUUGAGGUCGCUGGCAUGGUCUGCGGUGGAACACAAGGCAUUGCGGAUCAUCCCUGAGAAGGUCACACACACAAUACAUUCCUUCCCGUUAUUACUCCAUUGUGUACAAAAUAAAUGUUCAUAUUGCUAACACACCUGUUCUGCAAGUGAGUGACCGAGCGCUGGCCACCCGCCGCGGUGACCUCCUUGUUUGUACUCCAGCAUGGGACAGAAGCUUAGGCGAGUCUAGCAGAAUAUAGAGGAAGUUAAUAUAUUACCUUUUAUAAGAGCUACAGCUUGUACUAGUAUAGACACACAGGGUGAUUCUCAGUACAUACUUCAGGAUAGGCGUAUUUAAAGCUAUUCAGGUCAUCACAUAACAGUACUUCCCUUUGGUUCAGUUGACAUUCCCGCGGAUCACGGUGCCGGUACAGGUGAGUUCUGACGUGGUGUGCCAGCCCUCCAAUGUGACACUUGAGGCUUGUAGUAGCUAGUGGCAGAGAUCUGAUAUUUAUUUCUGUAUUGUUAUAAAUUGAGUUUUUAAUUGUAGAUGUUAAUUUUAUCAAGUCUUCUGUCAUGCCAAAGUUUUUAUAUCAUCCAGUUUCCAUCAAGUCUAAUCUGAGUAGCACCAUCAUCAUCCCAUUGCAAUAUCUAUCAUAAUACUUACUAGUCCAAGCAUAUUAUACAUUUAUUAAAGACAUUGUGUUUACCAAAGACUUUAUCAGGAUUAUUAAUUUUAUUAUAUUACAGCCAUAUCAAUUAUUAUCUUCAUUAUUAUCAGUGUUCACAAUUCUUUAUUCUAAUAGCAGUAGCAGAUUUAAUUGAUAAUUUUUACAACAGUUAUAAGGUAUUUCAUAAGGCCUAUAAAAUCAGCACCUGUAUUAUCAUCAAUGGCAGUUGGAAAGCUGAACAGAUGCAUACAAGUAACAAGAACUAAAAGAAAACAUUUACCAAUCUUUAUUUUGACAUUUCAUCUUUACGUCUCAGCUCAAUUUUCACGAGUAAUUUUUUCCUGAAUGUGAGAACUCUUUAGAACGGUGCAUGAGAACUAUGUAACUCAUCCACCACUCAGUUCUCAGUAACACAUCCAACACCCAAAGGAACGUUCUCUGCAGCUCAUCCAGCACCCAUCAUUCUGUCAUCCACACUGCCCAGCUUUGCCUACCCAGGGUCGCCCCACGGCACCCUCGUCACUCACACGUGCGGGUCAUUUUGCCUACCAUUCAUGUUUGCUGUCUUUCCGUUGUUGUUGUUGACGUUGUUACUGUCAGUGUACAUAAGGGACUGUCAUGAGACGCGCUUGCUCGCCCCCUGGCACCACACGGGGGGACUCAUUGCAAGCUUUUGUGGAUUCGUUCGAUGUUUGGUUAAGUUGCGUUAGACCGUUCCGUUCCUGUUGCGUUUAUUUAUUUUCAUAGCGAUAGACCCCAGUUUUCGUGCGAGGAUGCGGUGCUGGUUUAUACUUGCUCCUGAAUGUCUGCGGAUAAGUCUUUCCUAUGGCCUGGGUUCAUCGCAAGACCUCAACCCUCAUCCCAUUUCCAACCCUGACCCCCAAACACUACACAGAGAGUAUCUAGUAUGUCAUGCAGUUGUAGGUCUGAUUUUUACGGUAAGGUUUAGAGUUGCUUUUUAGGUGUGGUACUUAAACCCCCUUCAUUUAUCUCCAUUGUAAAUACUUCAGAAAUCAUUGUACCCAUAUUUACUACAUGCAUUUUACCUGUAUUUACAUGCAUCUAAGUAUGUAUCCAAGUUAGGUAAGAAAGUUCAAACUGUACGGAAGGUUUGAUAAGUUGGUGAAUCUGUUUUGUGUUUGUGUUUUUUCGUUUGAGUGAGGUUUGGCAAUGCUUCCCAUGUGGCUGUCUGUAUCAUGGAUUGUUGAUGCCUCUGAGAAAUGUAAACAGAGGAGUGUGAUGAAUAUUGGUUCCUUGAGACCAGUUAUGAAGGUUGUUUUAAGCCAUAUUUUUCAUCAGUGUAUAUCCUGUAAAAUAAGUAAUUGACGCAGCUCAUGGGCCAAAGAUAUCAGGAACAUUAUUACUGAAGAGUUUGAUGAAUAUUGGUUCCUUGAGACCAGUGAUGAAGGUUGUUUUAAGCCAUAUUUUUCAUCAGUGUAUAUCCCGUAAAAUAAGUAAUUGACGCAGCUCAUGGGCCAAAAAUAACAGCAAUAUUAUUACUGAAAAGUGUGAUGAAUAUUGGUUCCUUGAGACCAUCGAUGAAGGUUCUUUUAAGGCAUGUUUUCUGGCAGUGGUUCAUAAAGUUAGCAAUUGUGUCUGUAGAAGGGAUAGACACAGCUCAUGGGCCAAAAAUAUCAAGAACAUUAUUACUGAAGAGUGACGAAUAUUGGUUCUUUGAGACCAGUGGCAAAGGUUGUUUUAAGGCAUGUUUUCUGGCAGUGGUUCAUAAAGUUAGCAGUUGAGUCUGUAGAAGGGAUAGACGCAGCUCAUGGGCCAAAAAUAUCAUGAGCAUUAUUACUGAAAAGUGUGACAAAUAUUGGUUCUUUGAGACCAGUGGCAAAGGUUGUUUUAAGGCAUGUUUUCUGGCAGUGGUUCAUAAAGUUAGUAAUUGAGUCUGUAGAAGGGAUAGAUGCAGCUCAUGGGCCAAAAAUAUCAUGAGCAUUAUUACUGAAAAGUGUGACAAAUAUUGGUUCCUUGAGACUAAUUAUGGUUGGUUGUUUUAAGGCGACGUUUUCCAUCAGUAAAUUGUCCAUUCGUAAAAUAAGUAAUCGAGUCUAUUUGAGGGACAGACGCAGUUCAUGAGACAAAGAUAAGUGGAACAUUAUUUCUGAAGUGUCACAAAUACUGGUUCUUUGAGACCAGUGGCGAGGGUUAUUUUAAGGCAGCAGCAUUGCUUCCCCAUUCAUAAAAUUGGUAAUAAAAUGACGCUGGCAGUUUGUUCAUAUAGGUGAGGAUAAGGUACACAGUCUAGUCAGAGCCUCGGCCAGUACAACACACAGGGAAAAUAGAACUCCUUGCCAUGUUCCUGAUAGGGUAGGUUUGCCAGUCCCUGCACAACCUUUAACAUUAACACUCUUGCUCCAUAUCAAGGCAAAAAAAAAACUACUGUGGCAUAUCGCUUGGUUAUUGGCAAAGUAGAUUAACAGUUUUUAUUUUGACAGUUGAAUAGGAGUUAAUUUUAGACAGUUGUUCAAUUUUAUGCCUCAAUUUAAUUUUGUGGACAUGUAUUUGUUCCUGAUUAACUUUCUUUACUUUAAUAGUUGUUAAAUUUUACACUUCAAAUAAAUUUUUCUGGGUAUUGUUUGUUCCCUAUGGUAGUGUUCAAUUUCAGACCAGUGUUUUUCCCUGAUAGUAGUGUUAAUUUGAAGUGUGUGUAGGGGCUUAUUUUUCUCCCUUUCUUCCUCUUUCUAUGAUCAAGAGUGGGAGAGACUCAUAACCUGUCUGACCCCAUAAAGGAAAAAUAAGGAACAUUAAACAAUUAGAAGAAUAAGUGUUAAGGGACUGGCAAAGCUAUACCCUACACGUGCUGUUCAGACAUACUGGAGGUGCGCCUAACCUGUGAAAGCCUCCGAUUGUGUCAAGGAGGCAACCGUCAAGGAGAUUUACAUGCAAUGAACUGUUUUAUCUUUGUGUUAUUUAUUAUGUGUUGUCUAUCGGUGGUUUGUGAUCGCCGACUCCUUUAUACCUAUUUCUACGAGGCCUUUGUAACUGGUUUUCGUCGAGGUAACGCCAUUGGUUGGAGAGUCGUAUGGUUUUAGUGGAUUUUUAUUUUGGGUUGGUGUGCAAGCUAUUAGCCGGAUAUUUGAAACGUUGUAUUAGUAUAUAUUAACAGUUUACGUGGUUGGUUUGGCUUUGAUUCAAUUUUUGGGAUGGUGUUAGCUUAAGUGGAGAAAACAAAGGAAAAGAAAAUAGAAAGGCAAAAUUCAGUGGAGGCAAAGUGUACAGAAAAACAGAGCUCAGGGCAGGGUGGAGUAUAUAAGUGUGUGCAGUGAAGUAGCUUAAGUGAGCAUUGUGAAGUAUCUAAGUGUUUACCAUGGGGGUGGAAAGGUGGGCUCUUUCCGACACCCUCAGCCCCGUUGUUGGGCCUCCUCCUUGAAAAAGAAUUGGGUAUCCCUCUACCAGCCGUCUGGGGGGUUGCGCGGCAUGCACCGCCUUCCUCCCUUGGGGUAUAUCCCCAACGAAAAAAAAAAAAAAAAGUAAGUUUAAAGGCAGGGUUAAUUAUAUAAGUGUGCACAGUGAAGUAACUAAAGUGAGCAUUGUGAAGUAUCUAAGUGUAAAGGCAGGGCUAAUUAUAUAAGUGUGCACAGGGAAGUAACUAUAAUGAGGAUUGUGAAGUAUCUAAGUGUGAAGAACCAAGUUGGACCCAAGAAGUAAUACAGAGGGAACAGCUCAAAAGAAGGUGUUAUAUUUUCACUAUUAACAUAUUACAAACUCAUUCAUAAAGUGAUACAAAGUGGAACAGCUCAAAAGAACGUGUUAUAUUUUCACUAUUAACAUAUUACAAACUCAUUCAUAAAGUGAUACAAAGUGGAACAGCUCAAAAGAAGGUGUUAUAUUUUCACUAUUAACAUAUUACAAACUCAUUCAUAAAGUGAUACAAAGUGGAACAGCUCAAAAGAAGGUGUUAUAUUUUCACUAUUAACAUAUUACAGACUCGUUCAUAAAGUGAUACAAAGAAAAUCCACAAAACUAACUAACCACGGCUUGAAAAACAGGUAAAAAUUUUCGGUUAAUAUAUUGCAAACUUAUUCAUUAAGUGAUAUAAAGAAAAUCCACAAAACUAACUAACCACGGCUUGAAAAACAGGUUAAAAUUUUCACAGUUAACACAUUACAAACUCAGCCAUAAAGUGAUAGGCCUAUAUAAAGAAAACCCACAAAUCCAUCUAACUACGCCUUGAAAAAUGGAAAAUCAAGACAAAAUCACCCACAUUAUUGUUAGUAGACUGAUAUGACGUUUAAAAUCAUCAGGCAUUGACUCUAAAACCAUAUUGCAUGAUGGCUUCUGUUACUUUGAUAUUAUAUGCUUCACUUCGAAUAAACAUGUAAGUUGAUACAUUAUAA